Molecule: messenger RNA, 1170 nt
Organism: Aspergillus affinis
Lineage: Eukaryota; Fungi; Ascomycota; Eurotiomycetes; Eurotiales; Aspergillaceae
Product: NAD(P)-binding protein
Exons: 4
Coding region: 1-1170 (389 amino acids)
Molecular function (GO): oxidoreductase activity, acting on the CH-OH group of donors, NAD or NADP as acceptor
Source: RefSeq, a predicted model, not a curated record
AUGCCGUUCGUUGAAAGCAUUUGGAACAAGCAUGGCUUGCUCGGCUGGAAGGCCAUCAAGUACCCUACCGCACUAGACGGGUCGCGUUCGGCAUACCUCAUUUCUACCCAGCUGGAAUUUGAAAGCAGCGAAGGCUUGAGAGAGGCUUUGCAGGAUCCAGAGACCUCCAAAGUCUUUGCAGACCUCCCGAACUUCACGAACUCCUGCAACCAAGAGGUAAUGGCACUCAUUGCUCGCAGCCAGAUGAGAGACAUCGUCCCCAAUGUAUCAAGAAUCCCCCGUCCAGUUUGGGCUGCCGGACUCGGAACGAUUGGCGGGUUCAUGUUUCUUCGAUGGGCGAACUCUUACCUGUCCAAGUGGGGGCUAAAUAACAACGUCAAGGACAACACAUGGGACUGGAGCCGGGAGAUUGUCGUUGUAACCGGGGGAAGCGGUGGCAUCGGGGCGAAAAUCGUCUCGUCUUUGGCCAACCGUAACAUCACGGUUAUCAUUUUGGAUGUGGUAGAACCUCACGAAAGUCAGGCCCGCAACGUUUUCUUCUAUAACGUUGAUAUUACCAAUGUCGAAGACCUACAAGCCACCGCGAAACGCAUCCGAUCGGAACACGGCGAUCCCACCGUUCUCAUCAACAAUGCAGGAACAGGGUCCGGCAGGCCGAUCCUUGAAAUUCCCACGGCGCAAGCUCAGAAGGUCUUCAACGUCAACAUUGUAUCGCAUUUCUUGUUGAUCCAAGAGUUCCUGCCAUCAAUGGUGUCCCGGAACCACGGGCAUGUAGUCACCAUGGCAAGUACGGCCUCAUUUCUCACGCAGGGCGCCAACGUGGACUAUUCGUGCACCAAAGCCGCGGCUCUAUCGUUCCAUGAGGGACUCGGUCAGGAAUUGCGAUUCGUCUACAAGGCACCUUCUGUUCGAACGACUAUCGUACACCCCAGCUGGGUUCGUACCGCUAUGAUUCAGCGGUUUCUUGACAAAGGCCUCGUGAAUAAUGCUGCAAUUGACCCAGAAGACGUGGCGGGAGCAGUGGUUAAUCAGAUACUGUCUGGCUAUGGAGCCCAGAUCGUGCUUCCGCCUAGUUUGGGGUGGCUUUCGCUGUUUCGGGGUCUCCCAUCGUGGUGGCAGGAGAAGAUGCGUGGCUGGCUGACGGAAUCCUAUUUGCAAGGAAUUAAUUGA